Stereum hirsutum FP-91666 SS1 is the source of this 642-nucleotide messenger RNA. RefSeq lists its product as uncharacterized. Lineage: Eukaryota; Fungi; Basidiomycota; Agaricomycetes; Russulales; Stereaceae. The transcript has 2 exons. Bases 130 to 336 code for a protein of 68 amino acids. The record is from RefSeq and is a predicted model, not a curated record.
AAUUCGGGGCUUGGUAGAAAGUGAUGUAGUCUCCAAGAAGGAACCUAGUGCACUCAGAAACGAGACAGUCACACAGUGAAGGCAUAUCCGAGACUGAUAAGGUAUUGAUGGGGUCAGAAAGAUACCACAAUGAACAUGAGGAAAGCAAAGACAGGGAAGGAAGAAAACGCACCUCGCUUAGACGUCUACGGAUUACACAUACACCGCAAAACACGACCAGUAUCGUCCACACCUCUGUGUAAUGCCUCUUGGUAUGACGCUCCAUCCCGUUUCUUCGUCCGGCAGAUAUCUUGGGCGUGCAUCGAAGGGAUGGUUUACCUGUUGACGAAACGAUAGGUGAAUUAUCAGUUCGUGUGGUCUUUGGCGCCUUCCUGUGUUUCCUUGCUCUUCGUCCUAAGCUCGCGAGGAAUUUGCAAUCAUCAAUUCGAGAGAUCUAGAGUCCAUUUCCAAAGUGGCGUUGACAAAAUAGAUUCCGAAAGGCAUGGCCUGUUUCGAAGGUGCUCGAGUCAAAAAUCCGUAAAGACUGGGGCUGUGAGGACGAGCUAAAGAACCAGGCCGGGGGUAGAAGUACUGGUCGACUUUAUUCCCUUCUGCAAUUGUUCAAUGCUAGUGAUGUGCGACAAAAUGAAGGCGUUGUAUCCA